UUUUGAUAAAUGGAGAAAUUACCAAUCGAGAAAGAUCCUCGAUAUAAAAUAUUACUAAGUAAUUACUCCUUGAAAGUUCAAAGCCAGAGUAAAAUGGAUUUAUGGAAGGUUUCAGGACUGUUCAGUUUCUUCUUUGCUCCUUUUUACACAGUAGCAGCUUCCAUGCAGAUGUCAGUAAAGGCUCAUGAGAAUUUGUAUGGAACUCCUCAGAGAGAUAGGGAUGCUCUAAAAAUGUUUGCUGAAAAGACUGAUAAGAAAAAGAUGCUAGAAAAUUCUGAAGGCAAAUCUUUGGUCAAAUCUGAUUCAAACGCGAAUAUUAAAGUAUUUGAGUCUAAAAGAACCAAAAAGUUAAAGAAACUAGCUGGAUCUGUAGGGAAGAAUGCACCUUAUAGAGCUCCAGUUUAUCAAACAUAUGGUGAAUGCAUAAGGGGUCUCUAUAAGCAAGGAGUUCUAGGAUUUUAUAAAGGAAAUUUAUACAGACAUCAUUACAUGUUGUCAACCAGUCUCUUGCAACUAAAUAUCGCACAUAGAUUAGAAGAUAGGAUUGGAAGCUUCAGAUUCUUCUGCCACUUAUUUGCAGGGAUAACUGCUGAUACACUUUUCCAUCCUUUGCAUUUGAUCGAGUCUCGGUACAUUCUUCAAAACAGAAUUCCUGCUUUUACUAGCUACAAAUCACUUUAUACGUUGGCAUUGGCUACAAGAUUUGACGUAUAUCAAGGGGUGGCAUGACAUAUACCAAAGAAUGUAAUUUUGGCAUUUGGAUAUUUUUCUAUAUUCACAGCAAUGUCUCCAACUAUGUUCUUAAUUAAGGAGCUAGCAAUACAGGCUUUAAUAUAUCCAAUAAUCACAGUGAUGAGGAGAAUAGAAGCUCAAACUGAUAGAGCAGGAAUGAUCCCUCAGAGGUACAUAAAUGCAAGACACUGCCUUGGACUCACUUGGAGAGAAGAAGGAAUUCGGGGGUUAUAUAGAGGAUUUACAAGCUUCUCAAUAGGGAUGACCUUGUUCCUUGCUUUGGUUCCAUUAACUGCAUAUUUAGGAUCAUUGAAUAACCCAGUAAUGGGCUUUAGAGAUCCUGACGAGGAGUAAAACAU
Moneuplotes crassus is the source of this 1091-nucleotide messenger RNA. Lineage: Eukaryota; Ciliophora; Spirotrichea; Euplotida; Euplotidae. The record is from the annotation of a GenBank genome assembly.